UCUAACGCAUGCAUCAUUCACAUUGUGGUCUAUAGUGCAGUGGUUGAUAUGAGGCCUUUUGUGUUGUUGUCCACGUUGGUGGCGCUGGCGAGCGCCAGACCUGAAGCCGGCUACAGUUACAGCCCGCCGAGCAGCUCGUACGGAGCACCAUCCGGCGGUGGAGGCGGCGGCGGCUUCGGCGGCAGCGGCAUAGGCGGCGGCUUCGGCGGUGGCGGCCACGGAGGCGGCGGCGGCGGCGGAGGUGGAUUCGGAGGAGGCGGCGGCGGCGGCUUCGGCGGCGGUUUCGGCGGCACCGGCGGAGGCGGCGGCUUUGGCGGCGGCGGCUUCGGUGGCGGAAUCGGCGGUGGAUUCGGAGGCGGCGGCGGCGGUGGCGGCGGAUUCGGUGGCGGAUUCGGCGGCGGCUUCGGCGGCGGUACCACCAUCCAGAAGCACAUCUACGUGCACGUGCCGCCACCGGAACCCGAGGAGUUCAGGCCGCAGAGACCGAUCUCCGUCGGCCAGGCCCAGAAGCACUACAAGAUCAUCUUCAUCAAGGCCCCAAGCGCGCCCACGCCGACCGCCCCGGUCAUCCCCGUCCAGCCUCAGAACGAGGAGAAGACGCUGGUCUACGUGUUGGUUAAGAAGCCGGAAGAACAGCCGGACAUCGUCAUCCCGACGCCGGCACCGACUCAGCCAAGCAAGCCGGAAGUCUACUUCAUCAGAUACAAGACUCAGAAGGCUGCCGGAGGCGGCGGCGGCGGCUUCGGCGGCGGCAUCGGCGGAGGCAUCGGCGGCGGAAUUGGCGGCGGCAUUGGCGGCGGUAUCGGCGGCGGAAUCGGAGGUGGAAUCGGCGGCGGCAUCGGCGGCGGCAUUGGAGGAGGACACGGCGGCGACAUCGGCGGCGGCAUUGGCGGCGGUCACGGCGGCGGCGGCGGCGGUGGCGGCGGCAUCUCCGGCAGCUACGGCCCGCCCGGCAAGUCCGGCCCGUACUGAUCGACGUAACGAGUACCUCGACCCGCUCCGGCGCCCGGACCGGGUCACAACGCAAUGCUGCAAUGGUGAUCCGCGGAUCCACCGUCCGUCUACCCGCGUAACGGACACGGUGGGUCUGUCUCUUUAUUUCGUAAGGCGGCGGCGCGACGCGGCCGAGGCCGGCACCCUCUGUCCCAAGACUAAAAAAAUGUUCGCCGUAUCAAAUUGGGGGAGGUCGGGCUCGCCGUCCACGUCGCCGUUUUAUUUUCUCUUUUUGUAAAUAUCGUGCAAUAAAUAUUAUGUUUUUAUAUUAUAUAUUUUUGUAUAUUUUAAUGAAUACGGUGACAAAUAAAUGUAUUUUUAGUAUA
Molecule: messenger RNA, 1319 nt
Organism: Aethina tumida (small hive beetle)
Lineage: Eukaryota; Metazoa; Arthropoda; Insecta; Coleoptera; Nitidulidae
Exons: 6
Coding region: 49-972 (307 amino acids)
Source: RefSeq, a predicted model, not a curated record